Messenger RNA from Carya illinoinensis, 2792 nucleotides. Its product is annotated as anthocyanidin 3-O-glucosyltransferase 2-like. The record is from RefSeq and is a predicted model, not a curated record. NCBI's taxonomy places the organism in Eukaryota, Viridiplantae, Streptophyta, Magnoliopsida, Fagales, Juglandaceae. Gene Ontology annotation, molecular function: UDP-glycosyltransferase activity. The transcript has 3 exons. The coding region runs from base 130 to 1572 and encodes 480 amino acids.
AAUACACAGACGCGAGGUUAACCACAAAAAGAUUCUCAGAAAAUCCAUAAAGCCAUUAUGAAUGCUGCACCAUAGACGAUAGAGGCCAAGGCAGCCGUCUCGUCAAAAUUACUUCUGUUUCUGUGCAAGAUGAAAAGAGCAGAGCUUGCGUUCAUCCCUGCCCCUGGAAUUGGUCACCUCGUAUCCACAAUCGAGUUUGCAAAACGUUUACUUGAUCGAGAAGACCGUUUUUCAAUCACGGUUCUCAUCAUGAACGCAGCAUUUGCACCCACCAACCAUAGCCUCGUACAGUCGAUCGCUGCCUCCCACACCCGGGUGAGAUUUAUUCAUCUUCCUCAAGUAGAUCCUCCCCCGAAAGAGCUUUUAUUUAAGUCUGUUGAGAAAUUCAUCACCGAGUUCAUAGAGAACUACAGAAGUCAUAUAAAAGAAACUAUCAUCAACCGUGUGUUAUCCGCUUCGCUUCCGCUUGCUGGGUUGGUGGUAGAUCUGUUUUGCUCCUCCAUGAUUGAUGUGGCUCACGAGCUUGGUGUCCCGUCUUAUGUCUUCUUCACUGGUAAUGCUGCCUUUUUUGGCUUUAUGCUCUACCUUCCAAUCCGGCAUGACCAGGUCGGCAUUGAGUUUAGGGAAACAGAUCCCGAGUCAGCCAUUCCGAGUUAUGUCAACCCAGUUCCUCCUGGUGCUUUGCCUUCAUUGGCGCUCAACAAGGAAGGUGGGUACAUCUCCAUGGUAAACCAUGGUAGAAAGUACAAAGAGGCCGAUGGUAUUAUUAUCAACACGUUUUCUGAGCUGGAAUCUCAAGCGGUAAGCUCUUUUUUAAUUGAUGGAAUACCUCCGGUUUACACGGUGGGACCGAUGAUUGACCACAAGGGUAAAACGCCUGCAGGGGAUAAUCAGGCCAACCAUGAGGAGAUAAUGAAAUGGCUUGAUGAUCAACCUCCAUCAUCAGUGGUUUUUUUAUGCUUUGGAAGCUUCGGAAGCUUUGGAGAACCCCAGUUGAAAGAGACUGCGCUUGGGCUAGAGCGGAGUGGCCACCGGUUUCUGUGGUCAGUGCGUUUAGUAUCCCGAGAUUAUGAGUUAGCCAAACCUACUGAUGCCCACAAUCUCGAGGAGAUCUUGCCACUAGGAUUCCUGGAAAGAAAUAGAGGUAUUGGAAGGAUAUGCGGAUGGACUCCACAAGUGGAGGUUCUUGCCCACAAAGCGAUCGGAGGGUUUGUGUCCCAUUGCGGGUGGAACUCGAUCUUGGAGAGCCUGUGGCAUGGUGUACCUAUUGCUACUUGGCCACUUUAUGCGGAACAGCAAACCAAUGCAUUCCAGAUGGUGAGAGAUUUGGGGUUAGCAGUGGAGUUGAAAAUGGAUUACAGGCUUGGUAGUGGCAUGCUUGUGAUGGCCGAGGAGAUAGAGAAGGCGGUGAGAUGUUUGAUGGAAUCUGAUAGCGAGGUGAGAAAGAGGGUCAAAGAGAUGAGUGAAAAAAGCAGAGAGGCUGUAAUUGAAGGUGGAUCUUCAUAUGCAUCACUUGGUCGACUGAUUGAGGCUAUAAUGGCAAACAAUACAGAAUCUGCAAGGAAGACUUGAUCCGUUAGAGGUUGAUUGGAGUGGGUAGAUAGCAAUAAGACCUUUAUAUACUACAGCAACAUGCUCUUCUUCUUCUAAAACUCAUGUUUUACCUGCUUCAUAUAAUACAUGUUUUCUUAAUCAUUUGCCUAUACAUAUUUUUUUUGCAUCAUACAGUGAGCUGUGACAUAAAAGACUGUGUCAUCCUUCUAAUUCAAGGAUGUUGUUUCUUAAUAAUUUUGUUCCAGAUAUGGUUGUUCCACAUGAUCCUUGUAUGAUUUGUCCCCUAGUUAAACAAAAAAAGUUGUCUUUCCCUCAUACUGCUCAGUUAUCUGAUGCUCCAUUUGAUCUUGUACGUUGUGAUGCUUGGGGACCAUAUUCUAUUUCUACUGUUGAACGUUACAGAUAUUUUUUAACGAUUGUUGAUGAAUCGUCUCUUGCUACAUGGAUUUUUCUUAUUAAAAGUAAAUCUGAGGUUCCUUUUCUAAUUAAAACUUUUUUCAAGAUGAUUAAAAAUCAAUUUCAUAUAAAAUCAAAACAUUUCACACUGAUCAUGGUGCAGAAUUUUCACUUUCUCAUAUUUUUAAUUCUAAAGGUAUUAUACACCAACACGACUGUGUUAAAACUCCACAACAGAAUUUUGUUAUAGAAAGAAAACAUCAGCACAUACUUAAUGUAGCCUUGUUCUUCUUCUUCCUAUUCAAUUUUGGAUGAUGCAAAACAAACAUGUAUAGGCAAAUGAUUAAGAAAACAUGCAUUAUAUGAAGCAAGUAAAACAUGAGUUCUAGAAUUAGAAGAGCUCCUGGUUACUUGCAGAAUUUUCAGUAUAACUCUUAUUCCUCUGCUCACUCCUCAUCAGCUCCUCCACCAGACAAAGCAUAUUGAAUUGGACUGCCACUUCAUCCUUGACAAAAUCCAAGCUGGGAUCAUUAAGGCUUUUCAUUUGGCUUCUCAUCAUCAACUUGCUGAUGUUCUAACUAAAACUCUUGGUCAUCAACAGUUUUAGAAUUUAAUCACCAAUAUGGGAGUUCCUUAUAUCUACUCUCCAUCUUAAAGGGGGUAUCACAUAUAUAUACUUUAUAUUUUAAUACACGUGUCAUGUAUCUUGUAGUGAUUUUAUUUGUGUAAGUGCAUUUCUAAUGUUUAUUUGUACAUACUAUACAUACUGCUCUUAUAUUUCACUUGUAUUCAUUUAGUCACUAUUCAUUGUAGAUCAUUAAGAUUUUGUCCCUUUUCUCUCA